Messenger RNA from Teleopsis dalmanni, 3848 nucleotides. RefSeq names its product guanylate cyclase 32E (gene Gyc32E). The record is from RefSeq and is a predicted model, not a curated record. The transcript has 23 exons. NCBI's taxonomy places the organism in Eukaryota, Metazoa, Arthropoda, Insecta, Diptera, Diopsidae. Gene Ontology annotation, molecular function: ATP binding; guanylate cyclase activity; protein kinase activity. The coding region runs from base 1 to 3666 and encodes 1221 amino acids. Gene Ontology annotation, biological process: intracellular signal transduction; cGMP biosynthetic process; protein phosphorylation.
AUGACUUCUGCUAAGUUUUGUCAAAAUUUCUUGUUAACGUGCGGUAUUUGCCUGGUGUGGAGCUCAGAUGCUGCACAGCGCAACAAAAAUGCAACAAUUCGUGGAGGCGAUACUUUGCAAAUCGCAUUCCUUGCUGAAUACUCACAAAUGCGAGUCACCCUAGGAGGUUUGCCACUUGCCGUAGAAAACAUCAACAAAAAUCCUGAGCUGUUGCCUGGCAAAAAAUUAACUUUCAAAGCUUUUGACAUUGGACAAACAAUUUCAGCUUAUCGUGUCCAAACUAUAAGAUUUAUGACACAAAUGCGUGAGGAAAACGUUGUCGCUUUCAUUGGUCCAGACGAGAGCUGUACAUAUGAAGCUUUAUUGGCUUCGGCAUGGAAUAUUCCUAUGAUAUCAUUCAAAUGUUCUGAUUCAAUUGUUUCCAAUAAGGAUAUAUUCCACACAUUCGCACGUACUCUCGCACCUGCUUCAAAGGUGUCAAAAAGUGUGAUAAGUCUGCUCAAUGCGUUCCACUGGAAAAUAUUCUCUAUUAUUGUAAGUUCAAGACCAAUAUGGAGUACGGAAGUGGCACGUGCCAUACAGGAGUUAGCUGUAUCUAAUAACUUUACUAUAACGCAUUUUAAAGAAAUAACUGAUUACAUACCAAUUGAUAAAACUGUAUCUAAAAUGCAAAAAAUCAUAGAAGAAACCUUUCGAACAACAAGAGUUUACAUAUUCGUUGGAGAGCAUUUUGCGAUGGUGGAUUUUGUGCGCUGCAUGCAAAACCGUAAACUCCUUCAGGAUGGCGACUAUAUAAUAAUAUCGGUUGAUGAUGAAAUCUAUGAUUCCAAAUUGCGUUUUAAUAUUAUGGAACGACAUUAUUUAGAUCCUUACAUUAGAAAAGAUAAGAGUAAAUCACUGGAUAAGCACUCAUUUCGUUCAGUAAUUAAAAUAAGCAUGUCAUAUCCUCAGUACCCCAAUAUUCGCAGUUUCUGUACAAAAAUUAAGGAAUACGCCAGGAGGAGCCCAUUUUUGGUGCCCUACCACGAGCGUGUGUUUGAAAACAUAACAGUGCCAAUUUAUGGACUACAUUUAUACGACAGUGUCAUGGUCUACGCCAGAGCCUUGACGGAUGUGCUUAAUAUGGGUGGUGAUAUUUACGAUGGUCGCUUGGUUAUGAAUCAAAUAUUUAAUCGUUCCUAUCACUCAAUACAGGGUUUUGAUAUUCAUAUAGAUGCUAAUGGGGAUGCGGAAGGUAAUUACACAGUAAUAACAUUGCAAAGUGACGCCAAUACAGGAUCUUCUUUGGCUAAAAUGUCUAUGCAACCAGUUGGAUAUUUUGUUUACAAUAAAAAAUCUCCCAUUCCUGAAUUCCGUUAUUAUAAAAAUGAUCGCCCCAUACAAUGGCUCAAAGGGCGGCCUCCAUUAGCAAAGCCCAUUUGUGGCUUCCAUGGUGAAUUGUGCCCGACACGUAAAUUGGACUGGCGUUACACAGUGGCUGCUUGCUUUUUUGGCUUUGUUGUCAUCGUGGCUGGCAUUUUUCUCAUUAAGCAUUAUCGUUAUGAGCAAACAUUGGCGGGACUACUGUGGAAGGUUGAUAUGAAGGAUGUCACAAUUAUAAAUAUUGAUAAUAAUACGGAAUGUAACAAUUUCAUGAAGAAUAAAAGCAUUUUUCAAAUAUGUAGACAAAGUAUCCUGAUGGGCGGAGAUACCAACAAGAAAGCCUACACCAAUAUUGGUUUAUAUCGUGGAAAUAUUGUAGCCAUGAAGAAGGUUCAUAAAAAAAGUGUAGAUAUAACACGAGCCAUAAGAAAGGAACUUAAACAAAUGCGUGAGAUCCGUCAUGAGAAUAUAAUUAAUUUCAUUGGUGUAUCUAUAGAUCAUGGUUCAGUUAUUAUAUUUACUACUUAUUGUGCUCGAGGCAGCUUAGAAGAUGUAUUGGCUAAUGACGACUUACAUUUGGAUCACAUGUUUGUGUCUUCGUUAGUAAGUGACAUACUCAAAGGCAUGAUAUAUUUACAUGAUUCCGAUAUAAUAUCGCAUGGAAAUUUGCGUUCCAGUAAUUGUUUAAUUGAUUCGCGCUGGGUAUGCCAAAUAAGUGACUUCGGUUUGCAUGAAUUUAAAAACGGGCAAGAUGAACCACGCAAAAGAGAAUUGAAUUUGAAACGUGCUUUAUGGAGAGCACCAGAGCUUUUACGAGAUCCAACGCAUUUACCACGCGGAACACAAAAGGGCGAUGUCUAUUCAUUUGGUAUUGUUUUAUAUGAAAUAAUUGGCAGAAAAGGACCGUGGGGAGAAACCAACUACACUCACGAGGAAAUUGUGAAGUUUGUUAAACAACCAGAGCUACUGCAUCAUGGCUACUUACGUCCCUCAAUCACACAAUUGGAUAUACCAGAUUACGUGCGACAAACAUUGCGCUUAUGUUGGGAAGAGGAUCCCGAAACUCGUCCCGACAUACGCCUGAUACGCAUCAAGUUAAAGGAGUUGCAAAGUGGACUAAAAUCGAAUAUAUUUGAUAAUAUGUUAUCUAUUAUGGAAAAAUAUGCAUAUAAUCUGGAGGGUCUUGUCCAAGAACGAACCAAUUUAUUAUACGAAGAAAAGAAGAAGACCGAUAUGCUGUUAUAUCAAAUGCUACCACGUACUGUCGCAGAAUCGCUGAAACGUGGAGAGCCUGUGAAAGCGGAAUGUUUUGAUUGUGUUACUAUAUUAUUCAGCGAUAUUGUGGGUUUCACCGAACUUUGCGCCACGAGCACACCCUUUGAAGUGGUAGCCAUGUUAAAUGAUUUAUACACUUGUUGCGACUCAAUAAUAUCAAAUUACGAUGUCUAUAAGGUGGAAACCAUUGGCGACGCAUACAUGGUCGUAUCAGGACUUCCACUGCGAAAUGGCAACCGACACGUAGGCGAAAUUGCGUCCUUAGCACUGCUUUUGCUGGAAAAAGUGGCGAAUUUAAAAAUACGUCACAAACCAACCGAAACGAUGCAAUUGCGUAUUGGCGUACAUUCCGGUCCAUGUGCGGCCGGUGUGGUCGGUUUGAAGAUGCCGCGGUAUUGUUUAUUUGGCGAUACGGUGAAUACCGCAUCACGUAUGGAGAGCACCGGAGAAGCAAUGAAAGUACACAUUUCGGAGGAAACAUACAUAUUAUUGGAAUCAAAAUAUAAAUGCGUUGAAAGGGGUGUGAUCAAUAUAAAGGGUAAAGGCGAUAUGCGAACAUAUUGGUUAACCGGUUUAACUAACGCUGAUCAGCGAAUCAUGCCAUUUAAAGACAGUUCUACGCCAGAUCUUAUUAGUAAUAUGGAUAUAGAAAGCGUACUAACUAGACCCAUGGCAACGCCCAUAUCUUGCACAUCUGCUACAAUAUUCGAAGAUGUUUCUUUAACUUCUUUCAACAGCAGUCAGAGUCAAAGGUCCUGUAAUUUGUUGAAUGUCUCGUAUGCGCAACGCAUGAAGUACGUUAGGAUCAGUUGCUGUAAUUGUCAGACAAAAUGUUUAUAUAAUCGUCGAUCCGAUGAUAAUGUUACCAUCGAGAUGCAACGAAUACGUGAAAAAAUAGUAACCCGUCAUAAUCAUGGAAUACGCUCCGAUGAAACCAGUCAACUAUGUAUUUGCAGACUAAAUGCCAGCAGUAGCCGAACUACGAGCAGAGGUCCGCGCUCAGCGCCAAUUAUUGAUUUUAGACUUUAAAUGAAUGAAUACUCGGACACCAAAUAAUUCGAGUUGGAAUAUAGAUUAUAAGUCAAAAUUUACAAAAAAAUAAGCUCUUUUAAAGUUUUUCGUGUUUUUAGUGCUGCGUUCUUUAACACGCUCUCUAAGUAAAAUACGCACUUCAUCAGUAACUCUCUUAUUGUCUUAAUUGUUAAUGUGUA